Molecule: messenger RNA, 588 nt
Organism: Saccharomyces kudriavzevii IFO 1802
Lineage: Eukaryota; Fungi; Ascomycota; Saccharomycetes; Saccharomycetales; Saccharomycetaceae
Gene: POP3
Product: Pop3p
Exons: 1
Coding region: 1-588 (195 amino acids)
Biological process (GO): nuclear-transcribed mRNA catabolic process, RNase MRP-dependent; tRNA processing; intronic box C/D snoRNA processing
Cellular component (GO): ribonuclease MRP complex; nucleolar ribonuclease P complex; cytosol
Molecular function (GO): ribonuclease MRP activity
Source: RefSeq, a predicted model, not a curated record
AUGUCCCAGUCGUUGAAGUCUCUAGAUAGGAAAAUAGCGAAGAGGAGACAAGUGUAUAAGCCCGUGCUAGACAAUCCGUUUACGAAUGAAGCGCAUCUGUGGCCACACGUGCGCGACCAGCCGUUGAUCUGGCAGCUGCUGCGGUCCUCCAUUUUGAAUAAGCUGGCACAUAUCCAAUCGGGGGAGGAGUACCCUUGGGAGCUGUACACUGAGUUUAAUGAUAUUGUACAGUAUCUGAGGAGCGAUCAGGGGAAUACCGACCCAGUCUGUCUUUUUGUAUGCAAUAGAGAUCCUGACGUGCCGCUCGUGCUCUUGCAGCAAAUUCCUUUAUUAUGCUACAUGGCGCCGAUGGCCGUCAAGCUGGUGCAGCUGCCUAAGAAUGCCAUGGCUACUUUCAAGUCGGUCUCUAAAUACGGAAUGCUGCUAUUGCGGUGCGAUGACAGGGUCGAUAAGAAAUUUGUGUCGCAGAUUGAGAAGAACGUUGACCCGCUCCAAUUUCCAUGGUUGAAUGCUGUCAAGUAUCAGCCCACGUCCGUCAAGCUGCUGAAGACUACCGUGCCCAUUGUUUCGAAGAAUAAGCAAAAGUAG